AACAUCAGACAUCCACAUUCGUCUGUCUGCGGUCAAACGUCGCGUUCGCGUUUGGAGCUUACGAUUUCUUCUGGGCUGCUUUUACUCAUUGCGAAAAAGAAGGUUAAGUUUUGCAGAAGAAAUUUCAUUGAACAUAAUUACUACUGGAAUUUAGAGGAAAAAUAGAGCGCUACUUGGAAUUUAGGCUUAGUUGAAUACUCGUUAGAAGUAAUGCGACUAAAGUUCGUGGAGCUGUUUCUCGUUAACUAGCGACGAUGUGAAUGGGUGAAAAAUGGCAACAAGGAAAAAUUGUGGCCCCGCAGUAAACGAAUUCGCUUGUGAAAAUAUUCUUGAAUUGAAUCAUUAAAACUGACGUGUAGUUUAGUGGCAAAGUGAAAAAUCGAUCAAGUGAAUCAUAAAACUAGUUUAUCUGACCGGUUCCGGAAGAAGUUUGUUGUGCAAAUCGGGUCUCCUCCCCCGGGGAAAAUCUUCGCGUUGGAUACCAAGUUUCGCGGCCAUCUUUCUCUAGACGCUGCGUACCUACGAUAUACCUAUACGUGUGCAAAGAAAUUUUUAUAGACGUGUGAGUGCUUCGCUACAUUGUGUGCGCGUAGUUACUGGUAGGAUUUUCCGAGGAAAAUCGGAUGUAGGGCAGGCUGCUGCUUCAAGAGAGCAAACGUAAAAUAAAAAAUUUAAGCAGCAAACGUAAAAUAAAAAAUUUAAAUAAACCCCGAAGGUUACUAGCGGGCUGUGUUGAAGUGUUGUACAGUAAAAUCGGUGGAACGCGGUGAGAAGUUGAAAUUUCGGCUAGCUUCUUCGUCAAAACAUGGCAUCCCAGACAACGGCGGCUGUAGCGGCCGCCAGCAUGGAAACCGACGAGUUGGUUGAUCCGAUGAACGAUUUUCUACCGCUGCUGCCGGAGAACAUCAAGCAAGAGUUGUUCGAGAACUCCGACAAGGGCACCGCUAACCCGUGCGAUAGCGCCGAGAACAAGGGUGACGCCCCAGAAACCGCCUCCAAUGACACACCGGUGCCGACCAAGUGCGUCUGGUGUCAGCAGAUCUUAGCGACGACGGAUCACCCGAAACUGCUGGAAUGUUUGCACGUAGCGUGCGAUCCCUGCGUGAAGCAGAAAUUCUCCGACCUGCCCCACAACCAGCCGGUGUUAUUCUGUCCGGUGUGCAAAAUGGAAUCUCGAAUAGAAUUUAUCAUCGACAAUGUGUUCCUGUGCGAAAACACGGCGGACGACAAUCCGGGCAGUGUGGAGUCCACCAAGGAUAUGAUCAAGUGCAGCAGCUGCAGUGACGAUGCAAUCGCCACGUCCUGGUGCGUUGAGUGUGCCGAGUUUAUCUGUGAUAGCUGUGUGCAGGCCCAUCAGCGGCUGAAAAUUACCAAGGAUCACACGAUCAAACCGAAAGAGGCCGCCUGCAGCGAGACGCCCGGCAGCAGUGGGCUGUCCGGGAAAAACAUCAUGUGUCACAUACAUUCACAGGAAAAGCUCUCCCUCUACUGCGAAACAUGCGACCGAUUAACAUGUCGAGACUGCCAGCUUGUGGACCAUCGGGAUCACAAGUACAAGUUCGCCAACGAGAUCGCCAGCGAAACGCGAAACUCCCUGCAAGCUCUACUCAGCGAAAUUAGCUACAAGAAGGUGCUGCUGUCCAGUGCGAUGAAGGUCAUCGACGACCGGCAGGCGCUGAUCACCGAGAAGAAGAAGGAGCUUUCCAAAGAAAUCGCAGAUCUGGUGGUCAAGCUUACCAAUGCGGUGAAUAUGCGUGGCAAGCAGCUGGUUUAUCGGUUAAAUCAGGUGUGUGACACUAAACUCCAAGUACUGAAUGAGAAGAAAGACGCACUACAGCAACUCUCCGGGCACACGGAUCACUGCAUUGAGUUUGUGCAAGGAGCUCUAGAUAAGGGUAGCGACAGUGCUGUGCUAUACAGUAAAAAGACGUUGGCGAGGCAUUUGCAGAAAGUGAAAUGCCAGCGUGCUGAUAUUCCCAAUCCGGAAAUUCCCGUGCGAGUUCAGUUGUUCCUAUCUAACGUACCAGAGCUGCAAAACGUUAUUGCACGAAUUGGUACGAUUCUUGUGGACGGUAAGGUAUACCCACCACCUCCUGGACCAGCUGGUAAUGGAGUACCGCAAGGUCCAUGUGCAGUUCAAAAUCGUAACAAACAGCCGAGCCCCAAUAUAACACCACCGCUCAGGCCCGGUAUGCCGGGUCCUGGCAUGACAACGCUCUCUUCCAAUAAUGCCAAUGGUCCUGGUGGCUUCCCGAAUGUGCCUCCCAUGUAUAAUGGCAACGGUGGUGUCCCUGUAGCAGGUCCGUUUCCGCCAAAUCAUCCUAUGAACCGAACGUUCCAGCAGGAAAACGGCCCUGGUGGAAGCUUUGGGCGGUUUCCAAUGGGUCCUCCGCACGGAAUGCCACCACAGCAACAUGUCAGCUCCUCAACUCAUCCUCAAAAUAUGGAUUUACGUAAUCUAUUGAGUCAUCAAAAGCCGAACGGACCUAGCCGCGGUUCGCCCAACGCUCCCAGUUCAGCAGGCAAUGCUAAUGUUGCUAAUCAAUUUAACACAGCUAAUUUCAUGGGUAAUGUUCCGCCCGGCUCUGGAGGUCCCACUCAGCAUCGGAUGGGUCCCCAGAUGGGAGGCGCUCCUCCGGGUUAUCUCGCUGGUCCAGCUGGUGGUCAUCAGAAUUACAACCAAGGACAACCCGGCCCCAACAGCAGUGGUAUGGGCAUGGGAAGCAACAAUCCGCGAUUCCAAAAUUUCCAAAGAUUCGCUAUGCCUCCGGCUGCUAUGCGGCAUAUGAUGGGAAAUAAUACCUCUACUCUUCUAACACCAAAGCAGCAAGCGGCGAUGCGAUAUCCGGGUCAGCAAACUCCUCCUGGGUACAAUCCAAAUUCACCUCAGCCCGGCCAGAUGCAACCGCAGCAUCCUAGCGCAAGUCCUGGAAGUGGUGCGAGCAGCGGAGCUGGUGGCGGCGGUGCCAAGUGGCAUAUUCCCCAGAACAUGCAAGGCCAGCAAAACAAUGGAUUUGGUGGCCCAUCUGGUCUGCAUCUGUUCGGUAACAGCUUGAAUGAAUCGUUUAAAAUUCCGCUCAAAUCUCCGGAUACGAUGCGAAAUUCGAUGAUGAUGAACGGUGGUGGCGGUGGCAGUGCGGGUGCUGUUCCUGGUGGACCCAACCAACUUUCCAUGCACCAUCAGCAGCAACAGCAGCAGCAGCAACAACAACAACAGCAGCAACAACAUCAACAGCAGCAGCAGCAGCAGAACCAUCACUUACAACAGUUGCAAAAUGCCUUGCCGAACGUGAGCUCUACCAAUCCGAAAACGCCAUCACCAAGCACGAAUGAGCCCGGUAAGGAUUUCGCCGAAUCGAUUGACCGUACGUGUGAAGAUUCGGUGAACGAUCUGAUGGCUACCAUUGCCAAAUUGGACUCGAAUGGCGUUCAGGUGUUACCAGAAGGGCACCGGGGAAAAACGACCUCUCCGCAAGUGCACAGUUCGACCGAUCUCAACAGUAGUAGUUCGGUAGCCGGAGCGGGAGCCGGCGUGCUAGUGGACGACAAAAGUUUGCCCAAGGAGCUGGACCCAAACGAGGACUGGUGCGCCGUUUGCAUGGACGGUGGAGAACUGAUGUGCUGUGAUAAAUGUCCGAAGGUCUUUCAUCAAACGUGUCACAUACCGGUGAUCGAUUCCCUACCGGACGAAAGUGAAACUUGGCAGUGUUUGCUGUGUUAUAAUUUUGCCGAUGUACCCCCGGAACCAACAGGCGAAAAGCGAAACGUUGGAAUUACACCGCUUGAGUUGAAAAUUCUACAGAGGAUUGUGCUGGAGUUGUUCUGCCAGUACGAAACCAGUAUGCCGUUCCGACAUCUGGAACCCGAGACGAACAAAGCGUACUAUGAUAUUGUUUGCAAUCCAAUAUCGUUGUCAAUGAUCCGUGACAAGCUGGAUAUGACUAAUAGUGAUCAUUAUACCGAUAUUCCAUCGUUUAUUUGCGACGUGAAGCGGUUAUUCAACAACGUGUACCUCUUCUACCAGCAUUUCCCCUUGUUACAGGAGGACAGCAUUACCUUCAAGAGCGCCCAGAAGCUGGAAAAGUUCUUCGAGCAGCAGCUGUCCAAGUGGCUACCAAAGUAUCUGGAGAGUGAAAGUCUGGAAGAUUAUCUGCAGAACCCGGCGAAGCGUAUCAAGAGCAUUCAAGAGGAUUAACAAUCAAUUCUGGGCGGCAACAAGUCGCAGUCAGAUCCCGAGCAGCAGCAGCAGUUUUUUCAUCAGCAACAAGAAUUGUCCGUGUCCCAGCAAAAAGAGCAACAGCAGCAGACACAGUCCGCCGGUUACAGUGAGCCAACAGCCAAGGCAGAAAGCGGUACCGCAGAAACUGGUACUGCAGGGGGAGGAGAUGGAACCACGGGAAGCAGUGACGGACGGGAGCAGCAGCAGCAAGACGGGAGGCCUCGUUCAAGGCAGAGAGAAGCGUGUACGCAAGAUACGAAUGGAAGUAGACUGGACACUAUUGCUAUUACCGCCAUCACCGAAGGUCCGAAAGAAACGGAAACCGACGGUUAAGCGCAGGAAGCAACCGCUAGCGGCUGCAGCUCGACAUCGUUUACCUGCGAAAACAAAGCGACAGAAGCGAAGCGAUGACACUGACAAAACUUAGUUGUAUUAUAAAAUAGCUGAGAUGUAGUAAGCAAGAAUGUGACCUGCGCGUGAAUUGCAACUUGUUUUCCAAAAACAAACAUGUAAAUACUAGGUAUAAGGUCUUUAGGGGUUAGUAACGAAAGGCUGAAACUCAAAAGGCUGAAACCCGAAAGGCUGAAACUCGAAAGGCUGAAAAGUAUGUUUCAUAACGAAAGGCUGAAUGCACAAAAGGCUGAAACCACAAAAGGCUAAAUGAACGAAAGGCUGAAACAUGAAAGGCUGAAACUUUUGUAACUUGAAUCAUAAUCGUUGAAAAAUUCGGACACAUGGAUAACAAACCUUUAUAAGGUGACAGAGUUCAAUGUUUGAGUAUUAAUUGGUUUGUGCAAUGGAAAAUCAAUUUUCGGCAACAUUUGAAUCUAUACACACUUGACUCUUGUACACGUUUCCUAGAUGAUUCAGGGCGAGACGGCCAAAGGCCGCGAGUGUGCGCCGGCGACCCGCCGUCGGAAGCGCCGGCCACUGCGGGGGGGCAGCCCCCCCGCAGAAAUCACCUCUGUAUAGGUGCGUUCGUUUUCCUAGGUCUACUGACUCGUAGGGGUGAUCCCCUAGUUUAGUCCGAACGAGCGAUAGCGAGUAAGGACAGCAUACAUCUCGGACAAUCGAGUCGGCCGUAGGCCGCGAGUGUUUUUUUAGAAAUGAACUUUGUGAAUUUCAGCCUUAUGCUUUUUCAGCUUUUCGUGAUUCAGCCUUUCGUGUUUUCAGCCUUAUGUAGCUUUCAGCCUUUCGUGAUUUCAGCCUUUCGGAUUUCAGCCUUCCGUGUUUCAGCCUUUUGAGUUUCAGCCUUUCGUAGUAGACCCGGUCUUUAGACACUGAUUUCACAAGCUUGUGUGAAGCAAAAAGAGAUUUUAAGGGCGCGUUUGAAUAAGGAUGAAAUCUCAAUCGAUCAAAUCAAAGCAAGAUCAAAUCUGGGCUGUUUUGCUGUUAUCCAAGAUUGGCAUGCAACGAACCAAAAUCAAAUCACCGAAGAUUGUUAGAAACGUCAUCGAACAAAAGAAAUGAUCUAUAUUCGAAACGAGCAGUUUUUUGAUUGUUGCUCCAGUCUUGCUUUAUUGAUUAAUUCUAAUUCUCAAUCCAGAUUAUUUAUUGUCUUGCUUAUUUUAGCAGUUAAGGAACAUCAUUUUAGUGUACAGAUAUAUGCGCCCCUCAACACUUUGAUUAACAGUGUACUACGUAUGAUAUCAUAUUUUACGGUAGUUUGCAGAAAGAUAGAAUACUAAACUAUGUAUAGCAGAAAGGGGGAGAGAAAGAAACCGAUACGCAGUUAUUACUAGUAUGACUAAUUAGUGGCUAGGUUGAAAACAUCAGAAGCAAAACAGACACAAACCUUGUAACAACUCACGUAUUGACGUGUCAAACUAUAAGUGGAAUAUUUGAAAUUGGUAGUAAGUAAACCCGAUUUCCAGACUGUAGUGUCAAAUUUUGAAUGUGUAAAAUACAGUCUAGUUUUCUGUUAAUAUUUUUAUUACUCAUCAUGUAAAAAAUCAACUUUGCUCCUAGUAUGUGCGUUGGUUUAUAAGUACCUAUCAGCGCUAUUCUCUAUUUGAAUUUAAAUCCUCUCUAGUGACGGUACUGAAGUAAACAAAACAAUAGAGAGUGACCUGGAUAGUAAGCAUGUUUAGAAACCCUUCCAAUAACGAUAACCAUUGUCAGUCUCAAACAUUCUAUCACUUUGAUUUGUUUUUUGCCUCACAAAUCGACUAAGAGCUUCAAAACAGAACCCAUCCAACUACGUUUUUGUUCUUCCGUAUACGAUAGCUGCUAGUCCAUAAAAAGUUUGAUGAUAACGUAAAACUAUGGUGUCAGAAGCUCUCCAUGACAGCGCCUAGCUAGAAAUGCUCUAUAUAGGUAAAUGUUUUCAACACUGUGGAGCAAAAAAAAAUGAGCAAAAGUAAUAAAAAUACGUCGAUCAAUAUAGAAGUAACUCAAAUUGUAAGAAA
Molecule: messenger RNA, 6627 nt
Organism: Wyeomyia smithii (pitcher-plant mosquito)
Lineage: Eukaryota; Metazoa; Arthropoda; Insecta; Diptera; Culicidae
Product: transcription intermediary factor 1-alpha-like
Exons: 12
Coding region: 806-4195 (1129 amino acids)
Biological process (GO): positive regulation of DNA-templated transcription
Cellular component (GO): chromatin; nucleoplasm
Molecular function (GO): zinc ion binding; protein binding; ubiquitin-protein transferase activity
Source: RefSeq, a predicted model, not a curated record